GUAGAGGGGGCUGUGGGAGGAGAUAGCAUUCAACCUGACCAUGUAUAGUCAGACAAAGAGACUGGUGUGAGAAAACACACAGAGGCAGGAGGGUGGGGAUAGGUUCAGGGAUCACGCAGCAGCGCCAAGGUUGGGGGGGGAUGGCAGAGGGAAGUGGGCAGGAAAGAUAGGGUGAGGUGAUGAAUGUUGGUAACUGUCAGUAAAGGGGGCUGUGCAAAGGAGGAGAACCAGGAACCCCACCUAACUGCAGUAGGAAUGAUUUUGGAAGCACCUGCCCCGAGCAGAGUGUGGAAUACAGGUGGCAUGUGAAGUGUGGAAAUUCCUCCUCUGGGAUCAGGAAACCCAGGAUCCACACUUCUUUGGGUAGAAGUCGAGGAUCAAGGAAUGGAUGAGAUGACUUUCCACAUCUUUGAGGGAUUUUUUCAAGAGGACAAGGUCCUGCUGGGAGAUCUGCCCCUACUCCCCAGACGCCUGUCAUUGACUUGACCAUCCCCAUCCUGGCCUGCUUGUUGUGGGUACAAGGAAGAAUCGUUGUUCCAGACUUCUCCACUAGCCUGACUUGUUGUCUAACAUGCACCUCCCUCCAUCCGUCGCCUCGUUCCUUCCCCCAUCCCGCCCCAGCAUUAUGAGAGAUGUGAAAAGGUUAAGUGCUCCUGUGUCAGCUCUGAGGUUAAGGCGAGGCUUUGUUUGUGGCUGUAGUCAGCCUCAGUCUCGGGGUAGAGUCAGGACUCAGAUUGACCGGGGUCAGGGCCAGGUCAGAGGUCAGCCGGGAGCCACAGCUCAGUGCUUAGCCUACGCUCAGCCUUAGCCCUCCGUCUGUGGCUAAAUUCUGGUCUCAGCAGGUACCUGGGUCCACGUUUCCCGAGGACUCACACACCCCUAGGGGAGGUGAAAUGACUACCACGUGAGUCCCAGACACCUGGCCUAUGCCUGUGUGACCCAGGACAUUGUAUGGGUCACACUCGUGCUUGCUCUGGCGGUCACCAGCCAUGGUGGAGCUGAAACUAGAAUCCAGGACUCCUGCCCCCAAGCCUGGGGCUCUGCUGUCCCAAAGUCUGUUCUGAGUCUGGGAUCCCUCCAUUUGAGAGGCAAAGCAAAUUUGUCUGAAUUCUAGAAAGGCCCAGCUGGGUAGACCUGACUGCAUUCUCCUACCUCCCGGUGCCAGGCACGUAGUAGGUACUCGCAGAACAUGUAUGUCAGGUGCAGGGGGAGAGGCCAGUGGCUUGUUUUGCUUUGGGGCAGGAGGAGGCUGGCUCGGCGGGGGAAGGAUCUCUAGCCGCUGUCAGAGGAAGUGGCCCCCAUCCGGACCCGCCACAUCCCCCUCUCCUCCAGCGCCUGCAGCCACACUCAGAAGUCACCCAGCUGGCCAUAUGAGGGCCCUGUCCCCUUCCAGGGUAAUAAAAGGAAAGUACAUUUUUGGUAGAAAAGUCCCUCCUGCUCCCUGGGAAUCCCCGGUGGCCGGAUGGACUACGGGAUAUCCCAGAGGAAGCUGAAGGCGGGGCCUUGCCCCUACCCUGACCCCCAGCACAAUGCAGCCAGGCUCUCCCACGCUGCACCGGCUGGCCCACGGGGCGCCCCCGAGGUCAUUUCAUCCAGGCUCCUGCCUCCUGGCGAGCCUGCAGGAAGCCUCCGCCACCUCUCUAAUGGUCAACAAGAAGUCAGAUGAGCACCUUUUUGGAGCCCAGGCCCAGAGCUCUGGCAUCCACAGGUCCUGCCCCUGGACACCUGGCCCUCCGCCCAGCCGGCCAUGGCGCUGUGCCUGAAGCAGGUGUUCGCCAAGGAUAAGACAUUCCGGCCUCGGAAGCGCUUCGAGCCAGGCACACAGCGCUUCGAGCUGUAUAAGAAGGCGCAAGCAUCGCUCAAGUCGGGCCUGGACCUGCGCAGCGUGGUGAGGCUGCCGCCGGGGGAGAACAUCGACGACUGGAUCGCCGUGCACGUGGUGGACUUCUUCAAUCGCAUCAACCUCAUCUACGGCACCAUGGCCGAGCGCUGCAGCGAGACCAGCUGCCCGGUCAUGGCCGGCGGGCCCCGCUAUGAGUACCGCUGGCAGGAUGAGCGCCGGUACCGGCGGCCCGCCAAGCUCUCGGCCCCGCACUACAUGGCCUUGCUCAUGGACUGGAUUGAGGGCCUCAUCAAUGACGAGGACGUCUUUCCCACUCGUGUUGGAGUUCCCUUCCCCAAGAACUUCCAGCAGGUCUGCACCAAGAUCCUGACUCGCCUCUUCCGGGUCUUCGUCCAUGUCUACAUCCACCACUUCGACAGCAUCCUCAGCAUGGGGGCUGAAGCACAUGUCAACACCUGCUACAAACACUUCUACUACUUCAUCCAGGGAGAUGACAGAGCGGAUCUGUCACUGAGCCCAAGCCUAGAGUUGUUCCUGUCAGGUGGACCAUCUGAACACAGAGUGGCUGAGGAGAAGACCCUCAGGAAUCUGGUGGCAGAGGAACCUAAAGUCUCUGGGACCCCUCCACACACACAAAGCCCCUGGACUUGUGAUUCUUAAGAGUCUGCCCACAUGCCCCCUGACUGCUUAUCAGUGGAGAAGGGGAGAGCUUAAAAGUGGGUUCCUUCUGUUUGGAAGGAAAGAAGGAGCUACAUCUUCACAUGAAGUCUAGGGUGGAAUAGGCUAGGUUUCUGCUCCAGUCCUUGACCCUUCCGUGGUGGUUCCCGUGCCCAUGUGGGGAAUGUGGAUGUGGCUGAGUGAUAGCGAGAAAGGUACAAGAGUGUAAGUAAGCUGUGUGUGAAAAAGCAGAGAUGACUCUGCGUGAGUGUAUGUGAGUGUGUGAUUUUCACUGUGGGGUGUGUCUGUAAGAGCUAGCUGCCUUAGACACUCCCUGGCACAUAGAAGACCCUCCAUAAAUGCUAGGUAAAUGAAUGAACAGAAGGAAGGAGGGAAGGAAGUAGGGAUAGGGACCACCAGACCAUGACCCCUGGGGGAGUGAUGACAGGUCAGUGGUCUAACCAUGUGUGUAAGUGCACAAAAUAUGACUGUAGAUGUAGUUCUUUAUUUGAACCUUCAGGCUACCAGCUUCCAUAAGCAUGAGUUCUGGGGAGCCUUAGGGACUUAAGAAGGGAGUCACCCUGAGUACCUAAACCCUUGGCCCACCACAGACACAGGUUCUGAUCUGCUCAGCCAGAGAUGCCCAGGAACUGUCAUUUCACUCAUCCCUCUGCCUCUAGGAAAGCCUGAUUAUAGACAGCCUCCUGAGGGCUGGGAGCGAUCCCUCAUGUCCACAAAGGUCCUCUGGUCCUUAAAUUGGGAAUCACACACUCCAAUCUAGCUCCCAGAAUCUAUAGACUUGGCUCUCAGGAUCUGAAGCCCAGUGCAAGAUAAUCCUCCAACCCAAGGAGCUAGUGGAACUUGAAUUCAGAAACCCCGGAGACUCGUUUCCCAUCCCCGGCCAGUGAAGACGUAUUGCUAGUGAAUGGACCCUUCCAGGCUUGGAAAGCCCCCAUCCUGCAAGGACCUGCCUCCUGCCCAGCCAUCCGUGAGACAUUCCAGCUGGUUGGAUAGCUAUCCACAGAGAACCUGGCAUGUUCAUUCGACACUCCAUUACUCUGUACCACCAUGCCUAGCCCUGUGCCCAGACCCACCGGUGGGGAAGCUGAGGCAGGGACAGGGCCCUCCCUCCCAGAGCCUCUACACUGGGAGGCCAGGAUGGAGAGCCAGAAAGGGCCUGAGGAUCAUCCAGUCUCCCAGAAUCAUCUACGUACGUAGGAGGAAGCUGAAGCCAGGAAGAAAGGAGAGAGAAACUGUCCAAGGCCUCACAGAGAGGCUUUUGUGGAGCUAGACUAGCAAACAGGGGUCCUGACUCCCACCCCAAGGCCUGUGGAUUGCUACAUAGGGAGAUGAGUUGCAUGUGGAAAGAGGGUUUGACAGCCCCUCUUUAGAGCAUAAUUGUUCCUGCUUUGAGCAAGGAUUUCUAGUGAAUGCCAGAGUGCCCACUGCCUCGCAGGUCUGCUGGGGCUGUAUGCUGAGCCAAGCCUCCAAAAUUAUGCCCCUCUCCGUGGCCCAGCAGCUGCCUGAUCUCUGAGAAAGCAGAUGGGGCUCCUGGGGCCCCCAUCUGGACCCCAGACCGCUGCCUCUGGAGAAGUUCCCGAAGGAAACACUGACCCAGCAGCUUUGCCAGAGGCUCUGGGGUGGGGUGAGGUCCCGGGGGAUCAGAGAUUCCCUCAGGGAGGACUGUGGAUAGAAGAUGGGUUCUAGGCUGUGGCCAGUGCUGACUGUGGAGGGGGUGGGGAGACUGGAAAUCUAUUUUUGUGAAACAGAGGGAAGAGUUUAUUAUUGUUAUUUUUGGUAAAAUAAAGGAGGCAAACUAAAGCA
Messenger RNA from Leptonychotes weddellii (Weddell seal), 4324 nucleotides. It is a transcript of the gene MOB3C, whose product is annotated as MOB kinase activator 3C. Lineage: Eukaryota; Metazoa; Chordata; Mammalia; Carnivora; Phocidae. The record is from RefSeq and is a predicted model, not a curated record.